Molecule: messenger RNA, 1328 nt
Organism: Closterium sp. NIES-67
Lineage: Eukaryota; Viridiplantae; Streptophyta; Zygnematophyceae; Desmidiales; Closteriaceae
Source: the annotation of a GenBank genome assembly
CUAGGUUGGCAAGGGUGGCCAACUUGGAUGGAUUGGUUGGGAAGGGACAAAUGUCAAAGUUGGGGUUCCUAUAGGGAGGGAAUCUUUGUGCUUAUGGGGUUUUCUUGGUUGGGGACUCUCUUGGGACCUUCCCUCUCAUCCCUCUCUUCUAUCCCAACCUUUCUCUUGCUCCUCUAAUUCCUUCUUACCCCCUAAUGCGUCGAAAGCCAUAGCGUCGCGAAUACUUCAUCAAUCAACGUGAUUCAAAUUGGGAACGGUAGCUGAAAUUAAGAGCUACAACAUAUCCAAGUUUCGCGACAUUCCAACGGCUGGUUUUUUGUCGACGUCGUUUUUUGUGAAGACGACUUUUCUGUCCAGAAUUUCGGAUUUAUAUUUUGAGUAAUUAUAGCUCCUAAGUUCACCUAGACUCCGUCCUUAAUCCUAACAAGUGGUAUCAGAGCGAUAUUAAGGACAUUGAGAGGAGUCUACAGAAGUGUGAAGACCCUUCUAGACCCACCAUGGCCUGUGGGUGUGCCUAAGUGGUGUUCUAAAGGUUGAAUGUGUCUUCCGCUAAGGGAAACUCUGCCGAAAUUUCGUGGACGCCGAUACUUGUGAAAAUAUCGAGGGAGCUGAGUGUGGACAGCAAAGGGGGGCUGAAAUUCAUCAUUUCUCAAGGAGAAGAUGAAUGAGAGAGGAGGAGAUGCUAAUGGAAGAGGAGCUGUAGCUGAGAAGGCAAGUGAGCCGCCGCCAUCAAAAGUUGAAGCUUUGGAUGGCUCCAACUAUGAGGAAUGGAGCGGACGGAUGAGGAGUGCCUUCAAACGCUACAAGCUACUGAAGAUUGCUGUUGGGGAAGAGAAGAUGCCGGAAGAAGGCGAAGCACGUGAACGGUGGAUUGAGAAAAGCGCAGUGCUUUUCGACCUCAUCCUUCAAUCGGUCAACAAGGAGAUGUUCGAGCACAUCAAGGAUCUUGUGGAAGCGGAUGAUUCGGGUCCAAGGGCGUGGAAACUACUACGCGAUGUGAUUCUGCCCAACACUCUCCCGAUGGUGAUCGUGCUCGAGAAGGAACUUGCUGCCAUCUCCAUGCGACCAGGGGACGAUGUGAAGCCGGGCGCGGCAGAGGAAGAGGGGGUUGGAGAGGCCGAGGCCGUGGUAGAAGCUUUGGCAGAGGUAGAGGCCGAGGUGACUAUAAUGAGGGGCAUGGGAGCUCCAGUGGCAGGGGGAGUACCAGAAUGGAGGGCACCUGCUGGUACUGCAAGAAGGUCGGGCAUCCUUGGUUCAAGUGCUUCAGCAGGCCGGAGGGAUGGGCACAAACAGGCAUGAAGCCGCCAAGUGGUGAACGCGCACAAGGU